GAUGAGGAAACGGACUGCUAAAGCUAGAACAAUAAAGACUGCAAUUUCUCCCAGCAACGGAGAUACCAGAAGAAAGAAGACUGCAAGCAUGUCUGCCAAUUCAUCUUUAGUGAAUUUUUUUGUACUGGCUACCUUGGGCUUACCUUCUGCAUAUAUGUACCCAGCAUUUGUAUUCGGAACACUUACCUAUCUCAUUAUUGUAUUCUGCAAUUCGCUUGUAAUAUUGACAAUUGUAGUGAGUAAAAGGCUACAUAAGCCUAUGUUACUCCUGCUUAUUAAUCUGCCCAUUAGUGACAUUCUAGGGGCGUCAGCUUUUUUUCCUCACCUUGUUUUCAGCAUUUUGACACAGAACAGAAUGAUCUCCACUCCUGCAUGUACAAUUCAAGCUUUUCUCAUUCACUUGUAUGGUACCGGAAACCUUCUGGUAUUAAAUGCUAUGGCAUAUGAUAGAUACAUUGCAAUAUGCAAUCCACUAAAGUAUAAUGCUAUCAUGAGUUCAAGUAUUAUUAUAAGAAUCAUCUCUUUUAUAUGGGUUUUCAAUUUCUCGAUUAUAGUAAUACUGUUGGCUUUAACUUUUCAAUGUAAAAUUUGCAGGACAAAUAUAGUAGAUUUAUAUUGUAACAAUCCAUCCUUCAUAAAACUAGCAUGCGGGGACACCACCGUGAGCAACUAUUAUGGGAUAUUCAUAACCUUUAUCGUAUCGGGAGGUUCAGUGUUAAUAAUAGCCUUCACAUAUAUACAGAUUUUGCGUACAUGUGUUAUGACUAAUAAUAUAGAUGCCAGGAAAAAAGCCAUUCAAACAUGUGGGACCCAUUUAGUUGUUUUUUUAAUACUGCUAAUUAAUACCACCUUUACAAUCUUCUCUCAUCGUUUUCAGAAUGUUUCCCCUUUUCUGACAAGGGCUUUUGGGGUGUCUAUUCUGAUCUUUCCACCAUUCCUGGACCCAAUAAUAUAUGGACUUAAAACAAAAGAACUAAAACAAAGUAUGAUAAUGUUUCUAAAAAGGCAUAUGAGGUCAACAAAAUAGCUUCUUUCUUUGUUAGAUAAAAGGAAGGGUUUGACAUUGUUCCUUUGGCGACACACAUUUAAUUUUGUAUAAAGGUUCUUUAAAUUGUAUUUAUAAUGUCAAAGCUAUUUCAAAGUUCUCCACAAAAUGUGUUUUUAUUAGUAUAUAUAGUCAGAUACAUUAAGAGAAAAACAGUCACUGCUUUGGGUAGUGACUACGUGUACUUAAACCUAUAUGCUUAGUUGCUGCCUUUGCAAACCUCUUUUUUUGCUACUUAUUUAGUUAUUUGGUCUCAUGUUAAUUUACUCAGAUAUAACUAUCAGGUCAGGUUUAGUCUGCCUUCAAGUAAGCUGAAGGAGUGUUUAUGUGUAUAAUGUUUGUGACUCAUGGUUGAGUUUAUAACAAAAAAGGAACCUUUUUUUCUGAUUAGUUUAGGUGCAAAGCAGUAAGCGCAAAUGUAAAUGUGUUUAGUGUAAUGGUUUCAUGUAAAAGUUUAACAUGCUGUAUUCUAUUUGCUUUUUCAUAUGAAGUAGCAAUGA
Messenger RNA from Fundulus heteroclitus (mummichog), 1545 nucleotides. RefSeq names its product olfactory receptor 52B2-like. The transcript is spliced from 2 exons. The record is from RefSeq and is a predicted model, not a curated record. Gene Ontology annotation, biological process: G protein-coupled receptor signaling pathway. NCBI's taxonomy places the organism in Eukaryota, Metazoa, Chordata, Actinopteri, Cyprinodontiformes, Fundulidae. Gene Ontology annotation, molecular function: olfactory receptor activity; G protein-coupled receptor activity. Gene Ontology annotation, cellular component: membrane. Bases 2 to 1027 code for a protein of 341 amino acids.